AUGCUGCUCUUCAAGCUUUUUCCAUCGCUCCUGCUGUCGGCCAUCUUGAACAUCGGUGGGGGAUUACUCGCCGCCGCUGGACAGUAUUCGGAUGCGAGUACAGCAAUCGAUGGGAAGCCGUUUCCGCCGUUGAUCAAGGCAACGUUGGAAGAUCUUGUGUCAGGGCUCGAAUCCGGGUUGUUCACAAGCGUAGACUUGGUCAAGGCCUAUACUUCGCGGAUCCUAGAAGUCAAUUCGACUCUCAAGAUGGUCACGGAGCUCAACACUGAUGCUCUGUUAAUUGCGGCGGAAGCGGAUGCUUUGCGAGCAGAGGGGACAGUCCUGAGUCCACUUCACGGCAUCCCCAUUCUCCUGAAGAACAACAUAGCAACCAUGGACGCCAUGCCCAAUACUGCUGGAUCAUAUGCACUCCUCGGCGUGAAGGUCCCCGAAGACAGCACCAUGGCCGCAAAACUCAGAAAAGCCGGGGCAAUUCUCUUGGGUAAAACCAAUUUGAGUCAGUGGGCGAAUUUCCGCAGCUACAACACAUCGAAUGGAUGGUCGGCUUGGGGUGGACAGACCGAGGGUGCUUACUACCCCGGGCAAGAUCCUUCUGGUUCAAGUUCUGGCAGCGGUGUUGCGAGCUCGCUGGGCCUGGCUUUAGCCUGCCUCGGAACAGAGACGGACGGUUCUAUAGUCUCGCCUUCGAACGUUAACAAUCUCGUCGGCAUCAAACCCACAGUUGGGCUGACUUCAAGAUACCUUGUGGUGGGUAUCUCUGAGCGCCAAGACACCAUAGGCCCGAUGGCGAGAACGGUCAAGGAUGCUGCCUACAUUCUAGCAGCCAUAGCUGGACAGGACCCGAACGACAACUACACAUCUGCGAUUCCUUUCAGCGCCACGCCGGAUUAUGUCGCAGCCUGCAAUUACCAUGCUCUAAAGGGGAAACGUAUUGGUGUCCCGCGAAAUGUAUUUGACAUCACUGGAUUCGAAGAGCAAUACGGACCUAUCGUGGCAGCAUUCAAUGCUUCGCUCGACACCAUCCGUGCCGCCGGGGCCGAAGUGGUCGACGAUAUCUACCUGGAAGGGUAUGAUGCCAUAGCCAAUGCGACCUUUGAGCAAGUCGUUCUCAUGGCCGAUAUUGUCAAGAAUCUUGCCUCAUACCUUUCCGAGCUUGCGGUGAACCCGAACAACCUCACAUCCCUGUCGGAUGUGCAAGAGUUUACGCAAAACUUCACUCUCGAAGAAUGGCCCGAACGAGAUACGGGAAUUUGGGAGGAUGCACUAGCUCUAGACUACGGUAACGAAUCACCUGAAUUCUGGUCGAAUUACACGGCCGACCUCUAUUACGGCGGCCUACUUGGCAUCACUGGUGCUCUCACGAACCUCUCUCUAGAUGCACUGGUGGUCCCGACUACUUUUGCGUCAACCCUUCCUGCCAUCAUCGGGGCGCCAAUCGUCACAGUUCCGUUGGGCAAGUAUCCUGAGAACACGACAGUUGUUCCGAAUGCGUUUGGUAAUCUGAACAACACGGCGCCGAACAUCCCCUUUGGAGUUAGCUUCUUGGGCGAGCACUGGAGCGAGGAGAAGUUGAUAGGAUUUGCGUAUGCGUUUGAGCAGCGGACAAAGGUUCGGAAUACCAUCCAGCCGUACAUCCAGCCGCAGACGGAGCUUGUAGAUAUUGUCAACAAGAGAGUGACCGAGGGAUCUGGCAGAGCUGAGAUCAAGAUUUAA
Pseudomassariella vexata is the source of this 1713-nucleotide messenger RNA. RefSeq names its product amidase. The record is from RefSeq and is a predicted model, not a curated record. Bases 1 to 1713 code for a protein of 570 amino acids. The transcript has a single exon. Lineage: Eukaryota; Fungi; Ascomycota; Sordariomycetes; Amphisphaeriales; Pseudomassariaceae.